Molecule: messenger RNA, 1503 nt
Organism: Thrips palmi
Lineage: Eukaryota; Metazoa; Arthropoda; Insecta; Thysanoptera; Thripidae
Product: transmembrane protein 222
Exons: 5
Coding region: 171-818 (215 amino acids)
Source: RefSeq, a predicted model, not a curated record
CCUCCAACCCCUCUUCUCCUCUUACCCCUUCCCAAACAUCGAGAAGCUUUCUGCUGUUGUUCUGUCAAAAAUAUAGAGUGUUUUGGUGGUUGUUUUUUGUGCAUUCUUGCGCGACAGGAUCAGGGAUCAAAUACCAAUAAACUUCCGACUUGAACUGGACUUUCUUGUCUAUGGAGGGUGUUACUUCAGACGCCGAUUCCUCCGCAAACAGCACCACCAGCAGCAACAAGAUAUUUUAUCUGGAGAGCCAGAGCAAUUCGCCUGUGCGUCCUAACUGGAAUGGAAACGAAGUUGACAGUUUGAUAAUCGCUCCAAUGGACCACACCAACUCGCGUUACCCCUUUUGUAUAGUAUGGACGCCCCUGCCUUUCAUAACGUGGUUCUUCCCAUUCAUUGGUCACAUGGGAAUCGCCAUGUCAUCUGGUGUUAUCCGAGAUUUUGCAGGCCCGUACCAUGUUUCUGAAGAUGAUAUGGCUUUUGGAAAGCCUACAAAGUACUGGCAGUUGAAGGUGAAAAAAGCGAGAGGUGGUCAGAAUGGGUGGGACCGUGCUGUCACUGAUGCUUCAGAGGCCUACAAGAAAAGAAUGCAUAAUCUAUUUUGUGACAACUGUCAUUCACAUGUGGCCAUGGCACUAAACUUAAUGCACUAUGAUGACAGUACUACUUGGAACAUGGUUCGCCUGGCUUUUUGUAUUCUUUGGAAUGGUAAAUACGUUGGGAUUGGUGGAUGGUUAAAAACUUGGCUUCCUUUCAUCAUAAUAAUUCUACUGGCUUAUGGUGUAUAUUAUUUUGCUGUGACCCCUAAGAUGAUGGUUUGAAGACAUCUCUAUCUCUUCCUUCCUUCCCACCUAGUCAAAUUGCAUCUUGAGCAUCAUUUUGUUGCUUGAAAAGAAUACAUAAUUACUACUCAGUAAUAAUGAAAAAUGCUUAUCCUUUUCAAUGUGUAAUUUUCUCACAUAAGUACAGUAGACUUAAGAUAAGAACCUAGAUAACGUAAUUUACAUUUUUUUAAAAACUAGUUGGAGAAAAUAUUAUUUUUUUACAAUUGUAGAUUAUGUAAUUAUGUGUAGUUUCAGUUGAAACUCUUUUUAUUUUGGAAAAUGUAACCUUUCUAGACAAUUUGAUAUGAAACAUUCCUAUUGCUAACCUUUAGUCGAAUGGAAUCGCUUGGAUACCAUCUGUGGAAAAGCACUGAACUGAUGAGACUGCACUUUUAGUAGGUUUUGGCAUUUUAAGUCCAACAGGGCACUUGAGAAAUUUAUUUAUUUCUGCUGAGAGUACCCAAUGUCAUGCAUAUCAAAAGAAGGAAAAGUCAGUGUUGAUGUUCUCUCUGCCAUGUUUUAAAUAGGUUCAUAAAACUAUGAAAUUAUUUGGUGUUGACUGCAUUUUCAGUCCUGUGGUGUAAACAAGUGUGUUAUAUUGUGGUAUGUAACAUGAAUUUCUUGGGGCUGUAUAAUUUCAAGUCAUGACCUGACAAUAUUUAUUAAACCAGUUGUCAAAAAG